GCAUUGUCAACAUCGAUGUCCAUGAAGCACGAUCUGAUAGUUUUGGAGAUUACAUUGAUGGGUUAUUUUCAUAAAGUAGGUUCUUCAGAAAUUUGCUAUGAACAUUUAAAUUAAAAGUCUUAAAAUUAUAAUUAUUAGACAUUUUUUUGUGACUUUCGUUGACCCUCGAACUUGUGACUGUUUCCAGGCCUCUGUAAACCACGGCCACGAAACCAAAACAAAUAUGGCGAAAAUUUACGUUGCGAAGUUCACUGGCGAAGUUUCAGUAUUUGGCCGCUACAAAAUUAACUUAAGCAAAGUUUAAACAAGUAAAAAGCGUUUUGUGUGUAACGUGGACAAAAUGGCAGUGAGGGAAACGUUAAAUAAAAUUGUUAAAAUAGUGGAUCCUGCAAUGAGAGUACCAUUUAUUUUUGCCAUUGACUGGUUUUUGAGCACAUUUGAUUAUAGCAGUCUGUAUUCAUUCUGCAAGUCUUCACCAGGUAUUAUUAUAAUAAUUAUAAUCUAUUAAUGACAAUGGUUUACAAUUACAAAAUAUAUAUAAAAAUAGAAUUAAUACUUCUGGCUACAUGACUCCAAUUAAUUGGUUAAUAAUAAUUAAUUUUUAAUAAUUAACGUGGCUUAAUUAUAUUUUUUAGGCUUAGUGUUGUUGCUACCGUUAUUAUUGAUUGCUACACAUGACAAUCUUCUUUUUAUAUAUGGUUUUUUUAUCAGCCUUGAAAUCAUUAUUGUCCUAGCAUUUUUUACUAUUGGAGACUAUUUCCCAGCAUUUCAAGAUGUCAUAUUAACUGUGGACAGAAAAAAGCUUUUUCUUGAUGCGUUAAUACUCUAUCCAAGCCUAAUAUUUGUUGUUGGUAUUGAAAGUGCAUUAUUAAGUAACCUUCGGACACCAUUUUUCUUGGUCGUGUUGGCGAUCGUCACUGGCAUUCUCUGUAAACUUAACUAUGGUUUUAUGCUAGCGUUUUGGUAUUUUAUGACCUGUGAAUUUUUUGGCUUACACAAGAAAUUAAAACAGUCUUUCCAUGAGGCUUCACACUUGGCCAAUAACUUUGGGUAUUUAAACAUUUUCAUAUACUACUUCCGCAUUAGAAGAAUAAAAUUGGUUUUAAGACUUUUCUGGUUGUUUGCAGUGAUAAUGAACUUUUUAUUCGAAGCACAUGCAAAAUUGAACAUCACCUGGUUUUUGAUAUGCACUGGUGCUGCGUCUAAUACCAAUUUACGACUUUUUGGGCUGGCACUUUGGUUACCAGAAAUAUCUUACACCAUACUUUGGAUUGCUCGAGCGCUGCUGACUUGGUCGGUGAGUCAUACAGCAGAUGAUUUAGAACCACGAGAUAUGGGAAAGGCGCUGGUUUUUUAUUUUAUUGCCAGUUUUAACUCAGUUUUAGAUGUGGAUAUCAUUCAGCGAGUAUUCUUUAUUGCACUAAUGCUGUUCAUCACCUUCUCGUAUAUUCUUCAAAGUGUUUUCAAACUAUGUGACGAGACAUUAAAGGCCCUGUCAACAUCACUACAUAACAACCUCCUAGCUCACAUCAGAGCAAUUGCGCUAACACUGUCACUAAUUUGGGUUCUUUUAUACACAAGUUGGAUGUUUUGUACACUGUUUUCUUUCCGAGUUUGGCAACUUGUUGUCGUUUCCUCAAAUGUUGUGACAGCUGUUCAAGCGAUGGGCAGCCUGGCUAUUUAUGCCUUGUUUGUUUACGACUUAAAAUCUUUGAAUAAACUUGAACAAUUAGAUGAUUGGGUGUAUUACCUUAAUGCUGUCUCAAACUCGUUGGAAUUCUCAUCUGCAUUCCUGGUGCUGAGCUUCGGAGUUUGGGAUGUAUUCCAUGGCAGCUGGAGUAUUUUUGGUAAGGUGCUUUAAUUUAACUUAUAAUGGCCAGAGUUAUGACAGAAACAGAUCAUCUGUCAAGACACAUCAUUUGUCUAACGUGUAAUCUGCCCAUACCUCCCCCAUGAAGGAAAUUGGAAGUUACCCCCCCCCCCAUCCCCUUCUGAUGUCCUAAUACACUUACUAUUAUCAGAAACAAAUUGUCCUCUCCCUCCGGACUACUGAAAUUUCCUCCUUGGGGGCAGGGUUGAUUUUCUCUGCCCUCCCCCUAUGACAUCAUCAUUGUAAAAUGGAAGAAGGGGUGUUUUAUAAUAUACUGGAAAAUACAUGCAUGCAAAAACCCAUCACCGAAAGAAAUGAAGGGCUUUGGGGGUUCCUUUUGAACUGAGCCCUCCCCUGUCCCCCAUACAACCGGUCCCAGAUAAUUUGAUUUCAUAUGAACUACUCCUUUUGAAACAGGUCUUGUGGUAAUAGUGAUUCAUACCUAUUACAACGUAUGGCUGACGGCCAGAAACGGUUGGAAGGUCUUCCUAAGCCGACGUACAGCUGUAACAAAACUAAACCGUCUUGCUGACGCCACUCAAGACCAGCUUAAAGAUCUGCAAGACCUCUGCGCGAUUUGUUUCGACUCCAUGUCGAGCGCAAAGAUCACACAAUGUGGACAUUACUUUCACUCGAAUUGUCUGCGAAAAUGGCUAUAUAUACAGUCCUCGUGUCCGCUAUGCCAUCAAGAUGUGUUGAUCAGUAGCAAUGAAGAGGAUUGACAACUACUGCAAAGUUUGCAAAGGCUGGCCGCGGUUGGUUAACGUGCAGUGUACGUCUAGACCGCGGUUGCUUAACAUGUAUAGCGUGCGUCAAACCGCGGUUGGUUAACGUGCAUUGUGCGUCUAAACCGCGGUUGGUUAACGUAUAUUGUGCCUCUAAACCGCAGUUGGUUAACAUGCAUUUUGCGUCAAACCACGGUUGGUUAACGUGCAUUGUGCGUCAAACCGCGGUUGGUUAAUUAACAUGCAGCGUGCGUCAAACCGCGGUUGGUUAACGUGUGCGUCUAGACCGCGGUUGUUUAAAUAAGAUGUAGUUGUAAACUGCUUGUACAUCAUACUUCUUAAAAUAUGCCUGGAUCUUCAUCAGUGCAAUAAUAUUAUUUGCACAGAUGAAAAUGCAAGUACGUAACUAAUAAGUACUAACUUUUUAAAAAGUUACACAGUCAUAGAAGAAUAAAAUCAAAAUUGCAACUUUCAUUUACUUGACAAUCAAUACAAUCACAUAGACGUUACAUACUAAGAUUUUCGAUAUCACUAGUUUCCCCCAUCAAACUCAAAACCAAGAGAAAUUUGACAGUGUUAACUAGCGUAGGGAGUUCAAAUUAGUUCAUGAUUACUUCAAUUAUUUUUUAUUUAUUCUUUUGACAUUGAUGUUCUUGUGGUGUUCUCUUUGUUUGCCAAUGACACGAUCUCUGAGAUACAAAGCAGACAAGCCAAGGAGUGGUACAGCAGUAGGCAUAUCUGGGUAGAGGCCAAUGGAACCAGCAAUAUCAAUGUGCACAUAUGGUAACUGCGUGGCAGAGUCCAAGCCAUGCUGCGAAUGAUAAACACGAGUUAGGUUAUAGUUAUUCAUGAAUGUGGUUUAACCUACCUCAAUCUAUGAAGAACCACAAUCUAUGAAGAACCACAAAAAAAAAUAAUUUGUGGGUAAAGCUCGAUUGCUGAAGAGUGGAGAUUAUUGAAAUGAAUAGUCCGUUACUACAUUCAUGUAAUCUCAGAAUCUAAAACGUAGGUUGGUGCAGAGUGGUGGUCGAAUUUUUGAGAUUUUGGUUAGAAUGAGGCCCCAAGGGUUAGAACGUGGACGCGGGCUAGACCUAAAGCUAAGAUGUUGUCCUAUAACGUGAAAAUAACCAGACACCAUAUACCAUGCAUGAUUCUCAUCAUCCUACGUUAAUCCAGCGCCCUGGUUAAUCUGACUAUAGAUUCCAC
Messenger RNA from Paramuricea clavata, 3801 nucleotides. NCBI's taxonomy places the organism in Eukaryota, Metazoa, Cnidaria, Anthozoa, Malacalcyonacea, Plexauridae. The record is from the annotation of a GenBank genome assembly.